CAACAGGGAAAUUAAACCUGGCAACUCUACAUCCAACCUAAAUUCUAAAAUACCUACUAACAAUGUUUGUGUAAACUUGGUGUAAACUGUAAAUAUACAACAUUAAUAAAAUAUAAAUGUAGAAAGUAAUCCAAAAUUUAUAAAAAAUAAUUUUUGUCAUUUAGGUGGUCAUUUAGGUACAUCGUCUAGUCCAUUUGGUGCUCUUUUCGUUCUAAUAAAGUAGGUAACUAUGUCGCGCCAAGUCGACUCUUUUAUCUCUAAGCUUUUACAAGGUGCAGGCCUUGAAGGCGUUGAAAAUGAUUUCUGUGAUUUUACAAUAGCAGAUCAAAACUCGGUUGCCGAAUCUCAAGGAAUUACACCGACUACACCUUCAAACUUUAAACCUGUGCUAGGUGGUAAUGUAACAUACGUUGUCGCUUGCGUAAUUAUAAAUGAUCGAGACGAAUUACUUUUAAUGCAAGAAGCGAAAGAAAGUUGCGCUGGAAAAUGGUACCUUCCCGCAGGGAGAAUGGAGAAAGGAGAAACUAUCGUACAAGCUGCGGCCAGAGAAGUGCUUGAAGAAACUGGCCUACACUUCAAAGCUGAAACUUUAUUAGUCGUUGAAACAGCAGGAGGAACUUGGUUUAGAUUUGUUUUAACGGGAAAUGUUAUUGGAGGUGAACUUAAAACUCCAGCGAAAGCUGAUAAAGAAUCUCUACAAGCCAAAUGGAUUUUCAACUUACAAGAGAUAUCAUUGAGAGCAAAUGAUAUACUGCAUCUUAUUGAUAAAGCCAAAUUAUACAAGCAAAGUAAACCUGGAGUGACGUGGCAUAAACAUAUCCUUCCUGCGCCAAUCCCACAUGUAAAAGACUUGAUGAGGUUGAUAGUGUUAAUAAAAAAGAGAAGUACAAAUAGAUUGCAUGUACUGUUGAGUGAGAAAACAACACUACAUUUUCCUACAUGUGAGAUUAAUCCUGCUAAAAGUAUGCAUUCAACGUUAAGAAGGUUUAUGGUAGAAAUGUUUGGUGCCGAUGUUGCUCAACACAGACCCUUAGGUCUACUUAACAUAGAAGCAGACCCAUCAGCUGAUGGUUGUUGCCUUACCUUGCUUGUUGUGUUCAGACCUCCUUUAGAAGAAGUACCUUUGAUUGGUAAAUGUGCUUGGCAUGAGUUAUCUGAAGACAUUCACAAAGAUCUGUUGCCUGUAGUAUUGUCAAAAAAUUCUACAAUCGAGUUACACGUUGUGCGCUAAAAAUAUUGUCUAUUUUAUUUUAUAUUGCCAUUGGAAAGACUCAAUUAUUUAACCUUAAACUUAAGCUCUCUUGUUAUCUUUUUGAAAGAAUAACUUUAUAUUUUAAUCAUGUAAUCUCACUAGUAUUUUGUUGUAGUGUCUAACACUGUUGUUAAAGUUUGUAUACAUACUAACAUAAAAUGACAUUCCAAUGUUAUAUAAUGAAAAAGAAAUUUUGGUGAAGGUGAUUUUAUACUUUGUUAUAUUUUACAAUUAUAUUUACAUACUUUUUAUGACUUAAAUUAAAAAUCUCUUAAAACAAUAUAUUUUUCAGUAUUUGAAUCUCGGCAACUGAAUGAACAUCAGCAAAUAUUAAUAAUUUAAAACAUUUUGUGAUUACUUAUAAUAAUUACAACACAAUAUAUAAAGUAUUAUAUAAUUGACAUUUGUACCUUCAGUAACAUAUUAUUAAGGAAAUAGAUUUAUAAAUAAAUAAUCAACAUUCUUUAUUAUUCAGUAUUUUACAUGUUAACGUACUCAAACAUACAAUAAACUAGCAUAGUAUUAGAUAUGCGGAUAGGAUAUUGUUUAUGCCAAUCAUUACAAUUUGUAUAAAGCUGUAAACUAGAAAAGUAUAAGAAAACUUAUGAUCUGGAUUAAGGAUUAAUAAAAAACAUUCAAGAUU
Messenger RNA from Melitaea cinxia (Glanville fritillary), 1895 nucleotides. Its product is annotated as 8-oxo-dGDP phosphatase NUDT18. Gene Ontology annotation, molecular function: magnesium ion binding; 8-oxo-GDP phosphatase activity; 8-oxo-dGDP phosphatase activity. NCBI's taxonomy places the organism in Eukaryota, Metazoa, Arthropoda, Insecta, Lepidoptera, Nymphalidae. The record is from RefSeq and is a predicted model, not a curated record. The transcript has a single exon. The coding region runs from base 230 to 1231 and encodes 333 amino acids.